AUAUGAAGGUCAUCACUUGUGAAAUAGCGUGGCAUAAUAAGGAGCCUGUUUAUAGCUUGGACUUCCAACAUGGAGCUGAUGGGAAGAUCAAUCGACUGGCCUCAGCAGGUGUGGACACAGCCGUUCGUAUAUGGAAAGUGGAAAAAGGACCAGAUGGAAAAGCAAUUGUGGAAUUCUUGUCCAACCUCGCCCGCCAUACCAAAGCAGUAAAUGUUGUGCGCUUCUCUCCAAGUGGUGAGAUCCUAGCAUCUGGAGGAGAUGAUGCUGUUAUUUUAUUGUGGAAGCUGAAUGAUAGCAAAGAAUUGGAACCAUUAGUUUUUCAGGAUGAAGAUGAAGCUCAGCUCAACAAGGAGAACUGGACAGUUGUUAAAACGUUAAGAGGCCACUUAGAAGAUGUGUAUGAUAUUUGUUGGACCUCAGAUGGAAAUUACAUGGCAUCUGCUUCUGUAGAUAACACAGCUAUAAUGUGGGAUGUCAAUAAAGGACAGAAGGUUUCAAUAUUAAAUGAACACAAGAGUUAUGUCCAAGGAAUAACCUGGGAUCCUCUAGGCCAGUACAUUGCAACUCUGAGUUGUGAUAGGGUCCUGCGGGUAUACAACACACAAACCAAGCGUGUAGCAUUCAAUGUUACCAAGAUGCCGUCUGGAUCAGGAGCUGAAGGAGAGGCUAGGAGCUAUCGGAUGUUUCAUGAUGACAGCAUGAAGUCAUUUUUCCGCAGGCUCAGUUUUACUCCUGAUGGCUCCUAUUUACUCACUCCAGCUGGAUGUGUUGAAUCAGGAGAAAAUGUAACAAACACGACAUAUGUUUUCUCCAGAAACAAUCUUAAAAGGCCCGUGGGUCACCUGCCAUGUCCUGGAAAGGCAACUCUUGCUGUUCGCUGCUGCCCGGUCUACUUUGAGUUGAGACGUGCAUUUAAUAAAGAUGAAAUCAGUCAGAAAUCAACUCCUGCUCUAUUUAAUCUGCCCUAUCGAUUGGUGUUUGCUGUUGCUUCAGAAGAUUCUGUUCUUUUUUAUGAUACUGAGCAGUCCUUCCCCUUUGGUUAUGUUUCUAACAUACAUUAUCACACCCUGAGUGACAUUUCAUGGUCCAGCGAUGGAGCCUUUCUUGCUAUUUCUUCCACGGAUGGAUACUGUUCAUUUGUUACCUUUGAGAAGGAGGAACUGGGAAUACCACUGAAGGAGAAGCCACAGAUAAAUGUCAGGACUUCUGGUGCAACAGAGAAGAAAGUGAAGAAGAGCCAGUCGCACAAAGUCAUUUCCCCUGGCUCUAGGCUGACAGAGGGGACUCCUCACAGCAGGGCCACUGAUCCCAGCACUCCCACCCUCCAACCUAGAACACCCACAGCUGCCAGUAAGGACUUUCCUUCCACACCUGUUGGCAUAAAAAAUGUUCCAGUCUCAUCCUCAGACGAGAGGAAAAUCAGCCAGCCAGCUAGCCAGAGCUCUAAAGUAAACCAGCCCAGGAGGAUUACUCUCAACACUUUACAAGCAUGGAGCAAGACGCCAAGGAGAGUAAACUUGAUUCCACUGAAGCCAGAUACGCCAACCUCUGCAUGUACGGAUACAGUCCCUAUACCUCCUUCCUCAGAACAAGAACAUGAGAGGCCAUUACCAUCUGAUGACAGUCUUCAAAAUCCCCCAGCAUCGAAACGUCCUAGAACUGAGGAAGUGUCUCUUUCUACAUCUACUGAAGAUCAAAUCAGCUGCAAUUCAAACAAAUAA
Molecule: messenger RNA, 1721 nt
Organism: Nipponia nippon (crested ibis)
Lineage: Eukaryota; Metazoa; Chordata; Aves; Pelecaniformes; Threskiornithidae
Source: RefSeq, a predicted model, not a curated record